AGCGCCGCACUGCAGACUUGACGAUGACGUAGUGAAACAGUUGGAAAAGUACCGCAGGCUGCAGCUUAGCAGGAGAACUGUGAGAGAGAAAGUUGAAGCGGAGUUCUGUGAAUGAAGAUGGACUCUGCAGAGGUGGAGAUAGACGGCAGCGUUAUGGAGGGAGGCGGACAGAUCUUGAGAGUCUCAGCGGCACUCAGCUGCAUCACUGGCUCCGCGAUAAAGAUCACCAAGAUCCGGGCUGGCAGGAGCACCCCGGGACUAAGACCGCAGCACCUGAUGGGCCUCCAGCUGGUCUCAGAUCUGUGUUCCGGCAGUCUGCAGGGGGCAAGCAUUGGUUCCACCGACAUCAGUCUGACUCCAGGAAAGAUCCAGUCUGGGAACCACACGGCCGACACACAGACAGCAGGGAGCGUGUGUUUGCUGCUCCAGGUGGCUCUGCCCUGCGCUCUGUAUGCUGACGCUGCCUCACAGCUCUGUUUAAAAGGAGGAACCAACGCAGAGAUGGCCCCUCAGAUCGACUAUACUGUCAAGGUAUUUAAACCCAUCGUAGAGAAGUUUGGAGUCCGCUUUGACUGCGACAUCAAAAUGAGGGGUUACUACCCUAAAGGUGGAGGGGAGGUGAUGGUGACAGUGAAUCCGGUCAAAGAGCUGCAGCCCGUCACCAUGACAGACAGAGGAAACAUCACAAAGAUCCACGGCAGAGCGUUCGUGGCCGGAGUCCUGCCCUACAAAUUGGCCAAAGACAUGUCGGCUGCAGCCGUUCGGACCAUUAGGAAGGAAAUCAAAGAACUUUACAUCAACAUCCAGCCGGUUCAGGAGAAGGACAAGGCCUACGGGAACGGGAAUGGCAUUAUAAUCAUAGCAGAAUCGUCUACAGGGUGUCUGUUUGCGGGCUCGGCUCUGGGGAAGAAAGGUGUUUACGCUGAUAAAAUCGGUAUUGAAGCUGCUGAGAUGUUACUGAGAAACAUCAGACAUAACGGCUGUGUGGACGAGUUCCUGCAGGACCAGCUCAUCAUCUUCAUGGCGCUGGCGAAGGGGACGUCCCGGAUCCGGACUGGAGCAGUAACACUACACACGCAGACGGCCAUCCACAUCGCAGAGCAGCUCACUCAGGCAAAGUUCACAAUAACGAAGAGUGAAGACGAGCUGAGCAGCAAUGUGACCUACAUCAUCGAGUGUCAAGGAUCAGGGGUGGUUAACCCUCACCUGUAGCCACACACACACACACACACACACACACUGAAAACACACGCACUCUUCUGGACUCGUAGCUGCUCCUGUCAUGGCUGACCCUCUUAGUUUUUAUUGCUCAGGGUUUAUUUUGUGUUUCCUUAAAAUGCUGUAAUAAGAUAAAUAAAAUCUUUCAAACAAACUA
Cyprinodon tularosa is the source of this 1375-nucleotide messenger RNA. It is a transcript of the gene rtca, whose product is annotated as RNA 3'-terminal phosphate cyclase. Gene Ontology annotation, biological process: RNA processing. Bases 112 to 1212 code for a protein of 366 amino acids. Gene Ontology annotation, cellular component: nucleus. The record is from RefSeq and is a predicted model, not a curated record. Gene Ontology annotation, molecular function: RNA-3'-phosphate cyclase activity. Lineage: Eukaryota; Metazoa; Chordata; Actinopteri; Cyprinodontiformes; Cyprinodontidae. The transcript has 11 exons.